AUUCAACCACAAAGCAUGGGUCGGUGGUGGCCUGAGUGACAAGGCUACGUGAGGGCUCUUGCGACCCUCUUUUGGAUUUUCGCCCCGAUGCCACCUUGCCACAGCCGGGUUGUGGCUCCAGCGUGUAAGCAUUGCGCCGCAAACCUCAAGAUCGCAGGCCAUGGUGAAGGUGACCGUCGGAAAGGCCGAGGACCCCUGGUGUGAGAUUGACCUCACCGAGGAGGACGUUGAGGAUUGGAAGAAGGGCGUGGAAAUCACUGAAGAGAAGCUGAAGGAGGUGAUCCAGCUCCCCCCCAUUACGCUGGACAAUUGCCAUGAGCGCGAGGACGGGGAUUUGCAGUGGGACGAAAUCACCUUUGAGGAGGAGGUGAAUGGCAAGUAUUGGCACGCGGUGAUCAUGGCCCUGCACCGUAUUCGUGAGGACUUUGUGAAGAAGCAGCGGAAGAUGAAGCACCUGGAUUGGUACAUGACGAUGAAGAAGACCAGCGACAAGCGCAAUGCAAAGUACUACGUUUGAAGAGCGGUGACCUCAUGACCAUGCAAGGGCCGAUACCCGGAUCCUCCAGAUUUUCGCGUGGAGGUUCUCAGACUUCGCGCGGAUGCUAUGAAUCUUCCAGGCAGUAGUGCUCGGCAACCACGGCCUGUUGCGCGCAGAAAAGGGCCGCUGCGCUUCGGCAUAACGCUUGGU
Molecule: messenger RNA, 688 nt
Organism: Effrenium voratum
Lineage: Eukaryota; Dinophyceae; Suessiales; Symbiodiniaceae
Source: the annotation of a GenBank genome assembly